AUGCCGGCUAAUUUAAGAUCAAGAGAUAAAUACGGCCAGCCAUUGAAUUGGGUUACCGGCCUUGACAAUGAGAUGGCGUGGAGGAUGACUAAUUCUGAGAAAAUUUCUCAUUCUGCUGUUGAAUCUGAUCGUCGUAGUCUCUAUUUUCUAUCCAAUGCUGAUCAUCCUGGUGUUCUUCUCGUCAGUGAGAAAUUGAGCAACAACAAUUAUCAUUCUUGGUCACAAUCAAUGUUCCUCUCGUCGAAAGCGUGCAACAAACUUGGAUUUAUUGAUGGCUCCUUUCCUAUUCCAGCAGAAACUGAUUCUCUGUUUGCGCCAUGGAGUAAGUGUGAUAUUAUUGUACUUUCAUGGCUGCUUAAUUCUCUUUCUCCAAAAAUUGCUCAAAGUGUGAUCUAUGUUGAUUCUUCUUACGCAAUGUGGCUUGAGUUGGAAGAGAGAUUUUCACAAGGUAAUGGCCUUCGCAUCUUCGAAUUACAAAAUGCUAUUUCUACCCUAUGUCAAGAACAACAUGACAUUAGUACAUACUUUAUAGAAUUAAAAGUUCUAUGGGAUGAAAGCUAUGUCAUGAAGUUCCUUAUGGGACUUACUGAUAAUUUUGAUAAUGUGAGGGGCCAGAUUCUGAUGAUGGAUCCUUUACCCUCUAUUAACAAAGUAUUUUCUCUUGUUAUUCAAGAAGAGAGACAAAAGCUUAUUAGUUCUCGAUGCACCUCUUCUGCCUUUGUUGAAUCAGUAGCCCUAGCUACUAAAGGAGAUACUUCUUUUAAGACUUUUAAGGGUAAUCCACGUAAUAAACUCCUAUGUAGUCAUUGUAGUCUUAUUGGUCACACAGUGGAUAAAUGUUAUAAGCUUCACGGCUAUCCUCCCAAUUACAAGUUUAGAGAUAAAUCAAAGGUUCCAGCCUCUGCUAAUGCUAAUCAACACUCUGCUAUGCUUCCUGAUCCUUCAUCCAACAUGUCUUUGACUAUGGAUCAAUACCGACAGUUGUUGGCUCUGCUGAAAUCAAUUUCAUCCGCUGCUACUAAACCUUCUGUUAACAUGGCUUUAGUUCCUAAUUUUUCAGGUAACUCUACAAGCUUUUGUGCUGCUAAUACUUUAGUCCCUAUAUGUUCACGGAUAAUCGAUAGUGGUGCCUCUGAUUACAUGGUUUGCUCUUCCAUUUUUUAUACUAGCCCUCCUCAUCUUAUUUCUAGUUCUGUCAAAUUGCCUAAUGGUUCGUAUGCCGAGGUUACACAUGUUGGUGACAUAGUUUUAAGUCUUACCUUGACCUUGACCAAUGUCUUGUGUGUCUCUACCUUCUCUUUCAACCUUAUCUCAGUCAGCAAAUUAACUAGUAUUCUCAACUGUUGUUUGAUUGUUAAAGCUAACAAAUGUUUUCUGCAAGACCUAGUAACUUGGAAGAUGAUUGGGAUGGGUGAACUGCAAGAUGGUCUGUACAAGCUGGUUACUUCUAGUUCUGUCUUUCCUAUUGUUUCACAUUCCUUUAACUGUUUGUCUGUUUAA
Carya illinoinensis is the source of this 1500-nucleotide messenger RNA. RefSeq lists its product as uncharacterized. NCBI's taxonomy places the organism in Eukaryota, Viridiplantae, Streptophyta, Magnoliopsida, Fagales, Juglandaceae. The transcript is spliced from 4 exons. The coding region runs from base 1 to 1500 and encodes 499 amino acids. The record is from RefSeq and is a predicted model, not a curated record.